Messenger RNA from Erinaceus europaeus (western European hedgehog), 4898 nucleotides. It is a transcript of the gene XPO7, whose product is annotated as exportin 7. The transcript is spliced from 28 exons. The record is from RefSeq and is a predicted model, not a curated record. Gene Ontology annotation, biological process: protein export from nucleus. Gene Ontology annotation, cellular component: cytoplasm; nuclear pore. Bases 170 to 3433 code for a protein of 1087 amino acids. Lineage: Eukaryota; Metazoa; Chordata; Mammalia; Eulipotyphla; Erinaceidae. Gene Ontology annotation, molecular function: small GTPase binding; nuclear export signal receptor activity.
AACCGCAGCCCGGGCCGCCGGGGCCUGCGCAGCCGAGCAGCGCUACGCAACGAGCGUAGCGCGACGAGCCCCCAGCGCGCAGGCGCAGCGGCGACGGCAGCGGCAGCGGCCCAGGCCGAGGUGCGCGCUGGGGGGGAGGGGGGCCGGAGAGGAGCAUGAAUGGAGCAAAAUGGCGGAUCAUGUGCAGAGCCUGGCCCAACUGGAGAACCUGUGCAAACAGCUGUAUGAAACCACAGAUACAACCACUCGACUCCAGGCAGAGAAAGCUUUGGUUGAAUUCACCAACAGCCCUGACUGCCUGAGCAAGUGCCAGCUGCUCCUUGAGAGAGGAAGUUCAUCUUACUCCCAGCUACUGGCAGCUACAUGCCUUACAAAACUAGUAUCACGCACAAACAACCCUCUGCCGUUGGAACAACGCGUAGAUAUUCGAAACUAUGUACUCAACUACCUUGCCACUAGGCCAAAAUUGGCUACUUUUGUGACACAAGCGCUUAUUCAGCUGUAUGCCAGAAUCACAAAACUGGGUUGGUUUGACUGUCAGAAGGAUGACUAUGUCUUCAGAAAUGUCAUCACAGAUGUCACAAGGUUUUUACAGGAUAGUGUUGAAUACUGCAUCAUUGGCGUUACAAUUUUAUCUCAGCUAACCAAUGAAAUUAACCAAGCAGAUACCACCCACCCUUUAACCAAGCACAGAAAAAUAGCCUCGUCUUUCCGAGAUUCAUCAUUAUUUGAUAUUUUCACCCUUUCCUGCAAUUUAUUAAAACAGGCUUCAGGAAAGAAUUUAAACUUGAAUGAUGAAAGUCAGCAUGGCUUGCUCAUGCAACUACUCAAGCUCACUCAUAACUGCCUAAACUUUGAUUUUAUCGGCACGUCUACUGAUGAGUCUUCAGAUGACCUGUGUACAGUACAGAUUCCCACCAGUUGGAGAUCAGCGUUCUUAGAUUCUUCAACUCUGCAGCUGUUUUUUGACCUGUAUCAUUCCAUCCCUCCUUCAUUUUCACCUCUGGUAUUAUCCUGCUUAGUACAGAUCGCCUCAGUAAGAAGAUCCCUGUUUAACAAUGCAGAGAGGGCCAAGUUUCUCUCUCAUCUUGUUGAUGGUGUUAAACGAAUACUGGAAAAUCCCCAGAGUUUAUUAGACCCAAACAAUUACCAUGAGUUUUGCAGACUACUGGCUCGAUUGAAGAGUAACUAUCAACUUGGAGAAUUAGUAAAAGUGGAAAACUACCCUGAAGUCAUCCGAUUGAUAGCUAACUUCACAGUGACCAGCCUGCAGCACUGGGAAUUUGCCCCAAAUAGUGUGCACUAUCUCCUAAGCCUAUGGCAGCGACUGGCAGCCUCUGUGCCGUAUGUGAAAGCCACAGAACCCCACAUGCUGGAAACAUAUACUCCUGAGGUUACCAAAGCCUACAUCACAUCCCGUUUGGAAUCUGUGCACAUCAUACUAAGAGAUGGACUAGAAGAUCCUCUAGAAGAUACAGGUCUAGUCCAGCAGCAGUUGGACCAACUGUCUACAAUCGGGCGCUGUGAAUAUGAGAAGACCUGUGCCCUCCUUGUACAGUUGUUUGACCAGUCAGCCCAGUCCUAUCAGGAGCUGCUGCAGAGUGCCAGUGCAAGCCCCAUGGAUAUCGCUGUGCAGGAGGGAAGGCUAACGUGGCUAGUUUACAUCAUUGGUGCAGUGAUUGGUGGCCGAGUCUCUUUUGCCAGCACUGAUGAGCAAGAUGCUAUGGAUGGUGAACUUGUCUGUCGGGUUCUCCAGCUGAUGAACCUAACAGAUUCUCGAUUGGCUCAGGCGGGUAAUGAGAAGCUAGAAUUGGCCAUGCUGAGCUUUUUUGAACAAUUUCGUAAGAUCUACAUUGGGGACCAAGUGCAAAAAUCCUCUAAGCUAUAUCGCCGACUCUCAGAAGUGCUGGGCUUGAAUGAUGAGACCAUGGUCCUAAGUGUCUUCAUAGGAAAAAUCAUCACCAACCUAAAGUAUUGGGGCCGUUGCGAACCAAUCACCUCCAAAACACUACAGCUUCUGAAUGACCUCUCCAUUGGAUACAGUAGUGUGAGAAAACUAGUGAAGCUGAGUGCUGUGCAGUUCAUGCUGAAUAAUCAUACAAGCGAGCACUUUUCAUUUCUGGGUAUUAACAAUCAGUCCAACCUGACAGACAUGCGGUGUCGAACUACCUUCUACACAGCACUUGGGCGUCUCCUCAUGGUGGAUUUAGGAGAGGAUGAAGAUCAAUAUGAGCAGUUCAUGCUGCCACUCACAGCAGCAUUUGAAGCAGUGGCCCAGAUGUUUAGCACUAAUAGUUUCAAUGAGCAAGAGGCAAAGCGAACUCUAGUUGGCCUAGUAAGAGACCUCAGAGGGAUAGCCUUCGCCUUCAAUGCCAAGACCAGCUUCAUGAUGCUGUUUGAAUGGAUAUACCCCUCCUACAUGCCAAUUCUCCAGCGGGCAAUUGAACUGUGGUACCAUGAUCCAGCCUGUACCACACCUGUGCUUAAGCUUAUGGCUGAAUUAGUUCAUAACAGAUCCCAGAGACUCCAGUUUGAUGUCUCUUCUCCCAAUGGCAUCUUACUGUUCAGAGAAACUAGCAAGAUGAUAACAAUGUAUGGUAAUCGCAUCCUGACGCUGGGAGAGGUUCCAAAGGACCAAGUGUAUGCACUGAAGCUCAAGGGCAUUUCCAUCUGCUUCUCCAUGCUGAAGGCUGCUCUCAGUGGGAGUUAUGUCAAUUUUGGAGUCUUCCGUCUUUAUGGAGAUGAUGCUUUAGACAAUGCUCUACAGACCUUCAUCAAGUUGCUCCUCUCCAUUCCCCACAGCGAUCUCCUGGAUUACCCCAAGCUCAGUCAGUCCUACUAUUCACUACUGGAAGUCCUAACCCAGGACCACAUGAACUUUAUUGCAAGCCUGGAACCUCAUGUCAUCAUGUAUAUUCUUUCCUCCAUUUCUGAAGGACUUACUGCACUUGACACCAUGGUAUGCACAGGCUGCUGCUCCUGCCUGGAUCACAUUGUGACAUACCUCUUCAAGCAGCUGUCACGCAGCACCAAGAAGAGGACGACGCCCUUGAACCAGGAGAGUGAUCGAUUUCUGCAUAUCAUGCAGCAACAUCCAGAGAUGAUCCAGCAGAUGCUGUCAACGGUGCUGAACAUCAUCAUCUUUGAAGACUGUAGGAACCAGUGGUCUAUGUCCCGACCCCUACUUGGCUUGAUAUUACUUAAUGAAAAGUAUUUUUCCGACCUGAGGAAUAGUAUCGUGAACAGCCAGCCACCAGAGAAGCAGCAGGCUAUGCAUCUGUGUUUUGAAAACCUGAUGGAAGGAAUUGAGCGAAAUCUUCUUACGAAAAACCGAGACAGGUUCACCCAGAACCUGUCAGCAUUCCGUCGAGAAGUUAAUGAUUCGAUGAAGAACUCCACUUAUGGCGUGAAUAGCAAUGACAUGAUGAGCUGACAGCUCUUUGGACUCUUAUAUGUACAGAGCAAUGUCCCUUGGUGUGACCCAGGGGGGUGAACAAUUACAAGGGAGAGAGCCUGGCUGAUCCUGGCUACCUCCAAGGGUGUGGGGAAAAUAGCAGAGGUUAACUAGCUAUUUCCCCAGGGAAUAGGGUGUGAGUGCACUCUAGGGGGCAGGGCACUGCUGGUUCCUGGGGAUUGGGUGGGAAGGGUGGUGGGAGGAGAGAGAGGCGCAAAUGUGUGAGACUCCAGCCCCUCCUCCUGGGGCCACCCAAGAGAGGAGAACCCCCAGUGUCCUGCCACAACCUGCCUUGUAUAAACAUGUACAUUUUUUCAUAACAUUUUGAACAAGGUUUAUAUUGACUCAAGUUUAAAAACAAAAAGUGUGACUGAAAAAUUUUUACAGAGUCUAGUGCACCAAUGCUGAUGUGAGGGGUUGUGUAUGCGAGUAAGGAAAAAAUGUGUAUUCUGGUGGCCUGAAGCUUUACUGGAUGAGGAUGUAUGAACGUGCAGAGAUAUAUUUAGUGACACAGUGUAGAGAGGCAAAAAAAAAAGUUAAAAUUCCAAAUGUCUAUUUUUUCUUAUUGCCCUCUCCUUGCCCCAAAAAUUAUCACUUCCUGUUACUAUAUUACCCUUGUUAUUAGGAACUCUAAGCCAUGCAGAGCACCAUCUCUUCCCCCCCCCCCCAAUUCCACCCCAACCAUAGAUAACUGCCUUAGGGCUCAUGACAGACAACUAGGUGCAGUCAGUGACAGACAACCCCAGCUAUAAGUUUUGGUGUUUUUAGCUUUAUCCUCCUUACCACUUUGUUCCCCUUAUUCCCAGAUGCCUCCUGCUUUCAAAGUCAGAUGUGAUUUUAUGAAUUAGGGUUCUGAGCAAUCUGGAUGAAUCCACCAGAGGCCCAGAGUGUGGUUGGUAACUUUUAGUCUUCCCCAGCCCUCGAGGCAGUGUGUAUGGAUGUGUGCGUGUGGAUAUUUAUAAGUACCCUGCACUCGUGAAUGUAUGAACUGGAGGAAGUUACUACAGUUGAAGGUUCUUAAUAACAAGGUCUGCCUAGCAUGAAGUAUUUAACAUUCGCCCACCCUUUAAAAAGUAUACAUUUUUAAAAAAGGAAAACCAUAAUAAAUGUUUUGAAUAUUAAAAAUUAACCUACAGAGGAAAAUUAAUGGAGAAAGCUAUUUGCCUUCUACUUUUUCCACAAUUGUUGCUGCUAGUUGUACGCAUCUCUAGUUCAGCUCUCACCCAUGGGACACUCAUCAAUUCGGUUUUAUUUUUAUUUCUCUCUUCUACCCCCAGAAAUAAGCCUGUUCAUUUUUUUUGUUUUUGUUUUUGUUUUCCCUUCUCUGGAGACUGUGUGGUGAAUUCUUUCUUGCGUGGUCAGGUUGCGGAUAGACUUGUAAGGGUGUUUGCUGCAUACAGUGUAAGCAUUGUGACCGCCAAUAAACUUCAAUGGUUUCUAUUGA